ACUGCGGACACCAGUACUAGUAAUAGAUGAAAUUGAAGUCUGCUUUAUUGUGCUAUCAGUGCCUCUUAGCCUCUUAACUUAAACUUACCAUUUGUAUUGUCGCCCCAUCUCGCGCUUUUGCUAUGUCUUCUGGUAUACCUACUCGCAAAAUCGGUGAUGCCUCUCUGCCUGCCAUUGGUUAUGGUGCCAUGGGCAUAGCUGGUUUGUACUAUGGAGCCGCUGACACCGACGAAGAGCGUUUCGCGGUCCUAGACCGUCUAUUUGAACUUGGUUGCACCCACUGGGAUACUGCAUGGAUUUAUAAUGAUAGUGAAGAGCUGAUAGGGAAUUGGUUCAAACGUACUGGAAAGCGCUCUCAGAUCUUUCUCGCUACCAAAUUUGGAAUCACACCUACAUUUGCCGUCGAUGGACACCCAGAAUAUGCCAAACAAUCUUGUGCAGAAUCCCUCUCCAGGCUGGGUGUGUCGUGCAUAGAUCUUUUCUAUCUUCAUCGCGUUGACACCACUGUGCCGAUUGAGCACACCAUUCGUGCUAUGGCGGAACUUGUCAAGGAAGGUAAAGUCAAGUACCUUGGGUUAUCAGAACCUUCUGCUGCCACACUCCGACGUGCACACGCUGUUCAUCCUAUAGCUGCCAUCCAAGUGGAAUAUUCACCUCUUAUUUUUGAUAUUGAAAAGAAUGGGUUACUUGAAACUGCUCGUGAGCUUGGGGUUGCCGUCGUGACAUACUCCCCUCUUGCGCGAGGCAUUCUAGCUGGAAGAUAUAAAUCAUAUGCGGACGUUCCCGAGGACAACUUUAUUAGAACCAUUCCUAAAUAUUCGGAAGCCAACUUCCCUAGUAUCUUGAAUCUGGUGAAAGUACUAGAGUCAAUCGCAGCCAAGUAUGACGAGGGCACAACUGUAGGACAAGUUGCUCUUGCCUGGUUACUCGCACAAGGAGAUGAUAUUAUCCCAAUUCCAGGAACGAAAACCGUUAACUAUGCCGUGGAAAAUAUGGGGGCCCUUCGUUUGUCUCUUGAUCUCAUUGAUUUACAAAGGAUCCGUCAAGCAAUGUUAUCCACGGAGAAGGACGCGCAUGGGAAUCGUUACAACGAAUAUUUGAUGUCUCUGGAAUAUCAAGAUACCCCAAUCUAUGAUACCGCCUAACGUCGUAAACCCUCGAUAGAUUUGAGAGGGCAAGGUUUUGUGAUUUGACACUUGACCAUCUUGGUCGAGUGUUGCAACUCCCAAAGAGAUCUUUUGUAUUCAAAAUGCCGUUUUUUAUAUCUCCGUAUAGUUGGCUCAAACGACAAUAGGAUUACAUGUUCAGCCGUAGCGUCAUCAACGUUCUUGACCUAUUAGGAGAGUGCAUUGAACCGUAGAAGAGGAGCAACCAAAUGGAAGAGAAAA
This is a messenger RNA of Serpula lacrymans var. lacrymans S7.9, 1388 nucleotides long. RefSeq names its product amp-CoA ligase (gene alc3). NCBI's taxonomy places the organism in Eukaryota, Fungi, Basidiomycota, Agaricomycetes, Boletales, Serpulaceae. The record is from RefSeq and is a predicted model, not a curated record. The transcript has 7 exons. Gene Ontology annotation, cellular component: cytoplasm. The coding region runs from base 123 to 1145 and encodes 340 amino acids.